Camponotus floridanus (Florida carpenter ant) is the source of this 2058-nucleotide messenger RNA. It is a transcript of the gene Dus3, whose product is annotated as tRNA-dihydrouridine(47) synthase [NAD(P)(+)]-like. Gene Ontology annotation, molecular function: metal ion binding; RNA binding; tRNA dihydrouridine synthase activity. Gene Ontology annotation, biological process: tRNA processing. The record is from RefSeq and is a predicted model, not a curated record. The transcript is spliced from 5 exons. The coding region runs from base 48 to 1940 and encodes 630 amino acids. Lineage: Eukaryota; Metazoa; Arthropoda; Insecta; Hymenoptera; Formicidae.
AAUCUUUGCAUAGAUUAAUUACACUUGAUCUCUACAUCGGAGAGUGGAUGCACACGUGCGUAGAAAUGGCGGAUUACGAGAAGUGCGGAGACUGUUCGGUCGAUUCUGGCGAGGAUAAACAGAAAGGCGUUUGUCUCAUAAAAAAAGAAUUUGUUAUCGAGGAUCACUUGAGACAGUUAAACGAACAACACUUGACAGAGAUAGAUAAGGAGAAAAUAUCUGUAAGCACAGAAGAUGCAGAUACAUCAGCAUUGGAUGAAACACCUGUUAAGAAGUUCAAAUUGGAUGACAAGAAGGAAAAGCUUAAGGGUCAAAAUAAGGCCAGACCGGUUCCAUUCAAAAUCUCCAGGGAAUUGCACCUGUGUCCUUGGAUUGCGGAUCAAACAGUGGAUGAACCUGAAAAGAAAUGCCUAAAUCAACGCUGUACGUUUUUGCAUAAUCGGAAGGAGUAUUUGAAAAUUCGACCAAAAGACAUUGCUACAGAAUGCCAUCUUUUCAAUUUGACUGGCAGAUGUCCAAGAGGCAUUACAUGCAGAAUGGGCUUGCGACAUAUAACCGAGGAUGGCUUUAACAUUAUUGACGAGGAGAAAUUCGAGGAAUAUAUAAACCGCCCACCAGCCAUAAAAAAUCACUUAUCCAAAGAUUUACAAAAUAAAUUGCGCAAGCGCAACUUUGAUUUCUCAAAGACGGAAGCGAUCGUCAAAGUUAACGAUCCAUCUAAAAACAAGACACAACUAUAUAGUUCAGAUAAUGAAAUAGAGGACAAAAUACAAACGAAUAAUUUUAACUCUGAUAACUCACAUAAUGAUAUGAAGGAAUUGAAACUCGGACCUGUGGACGACAGCGAUUUAAUUAAAUUACGACAGACAGAAAAGAAGAGGCUUGACUGGAAUGGCAAAAUAUUGCUGAGUCCUUUAACCACAGUGGGCAAUCUGCCGUUUCGAAGGAUUUGCAAAGAGUAUGGGGCUGAUAUCACCUGUGGCGAGAUGGCAUUGGCCCCAAAGAUUCUGAAAGCCGCACAAGAAGAAUGGGCGUUAGUAAAGCGACAUGAGAGCGAAGAUAUUUUUGGUGUACAGCUUUGCGGCAAUAAUCCAGGAGUACUAACGCGAUGCGCCCAAUUGUUGAAUCAGGAGAUCGACGUGGACUUCAUCGAUUUGAAUCUCGGUUGUCCAAUCGAUCUGAUUUACAGAAAGGGCGGCGGCAGUGGUAUGCUUAAUCGAUUGCAUGUACUCGAGAGCGUAGUAAAGUCUAUUAGUCAAGUGUUGGACAUACCGUUAACUGUUAAGACCAGAACUGGAGUCUACAUAGAUAAACCGAUUGCGCAUAAAUUGAUGCCGAGAUUUCGAGACUGGGGUGCAUCUAUGAUUACUGUUCACGGUAGAUCCCGUGAACAAAGAUACACAAAACUGGCCAAUUGGGAGUACAUAGAGAAGUGCGCUUUGGCAGCACAGCCGAUACCCGUAUUCGGAAAUGGCGAUGUUCUGUCCUUUGAUGACUAUCAGCGAAUGAAAAAGAUCUGCGGUACAGUGCAAGGCAUCACUAUCGGACGCGGAGCGUUGAUUAAGCCAUGGAUCUUCACCGAGAUAAAAGAGAGAAGAUUGAUCGAUAUCUCGAGCACAGAGAGAUUCGAUAUUCUCAAGAAGUAUGCAAAUUAUGGGCUUGAACAUUGGGGAUCCGAUACACGUGGCGUCGAAACCACCAGAAGAUUCAUGUUGGAAUGGAUCUCUUUCCUUCAUAGAUAUGUUCCUGUGGGAAUUCUAGAAAGGCCACCACAAAGAAUUAACGAGAGGCCGCCAUUCUACAGAGGUCGCGAUGAUAUGGAGACAUUGAUGGCCAGUUCCAAUUGCGCCGAUUGGGUGAAGUUAUCCGAGAUGUUACUCGGAAAAGUGCCUGAUGGAUUCAAUUUCUUACCAAAGCAUAAGGCAAAUUCGUGGAAGUAAAAUCUGUUACAGAAAAAAAUUAUAGAGAAACAUUGUCGAAUAAUGUUCUUAUACAAUUCUUCGUAACAAGCGAAUCAUAAGAGAAAGAAGGAUUGAUCAUGGUAAAAUGUAAUGUUGA